AUGCCAGUAACGAGAAGCCAGAAAGGCAAAAUGGAACCAUUACGUCCACCUACUACAACAAGUGAGGAAACAGGCACAACACAUAGAACUCCUACAAGUCGAGGAGCUACAAGUGGAACUGAGGACUCCACAAACACAAGCAUGCAAACUGGAACGCGAGAACAAGCACUACCGGGAAGCACGAUGACAUUAGUUCCAAUGGAACCGAGAGAUAGCGAGCCUACGCAGACAACGCGCUCCCCAUCUAGGAGCAAGAGAGCAGGAACAAGCAAGUCAGUGAAAACAAGAAGGAAACUUCAAUUGGAAAAAGAAAUUGCGGAACUCAAAUUGGAACAAAUAAAAGCAGAAACCGCGAAAAGGGAAGCAGAGGCGAAACUUCUUGAGGAAGAAUCUGAUUCCGACCUAGAGGAACCAGAGGACAGGGCGGAUCGUGUACGAAGUUGGAUGGCUGGCACACAAGACAACGCGUCAUGUAUGGAAGUUCCAUUCAACAGAAAUGAAGAUCUACCAAUGAACAACCUCGCUUCAGCUAUAGCAGCGGCAUUCGAAAAAGCUACUUCGAAACACAAACCGUUGCCACCGAAGUACAUGUUUGAGUUACCAACAUUUAAUGGAGAUAGUGCAGAAUGGCUAGCUUUCCUAACAGUAUACACCGAAACAUCUACCAUGUUUUCGGCAGUUCAGAAUAUGGCUCGACUAAGAAAAAGCAUCGUGGGACAAGCAAGAGAAGCAGUGAAAAAUAUAUUGUAUUCGGAUUCUCAACCCAAUGACGUCAUGGAAGCAUUAAGGAGAAGAUUCGGUAGAGCGGACUUAUUAGUCACAGCCGAAUUAGAUAAAUUAAGGGCGCUUCCUCGUGUUAGUGAAAAUGUACAAGAACUUAGUGCAUUCUCAUGUAAAGUCAACAACAGUGUGACAAGUAUCAAAGGGUUAAAGAAAAACAAGUACCUACACUCACCGGAAAUAGUGAAACAAAUCACAGAAAAAUUACCAGCGUUUAUUCAAUUUAGAUGGUGCGAUUAUAUCGCACAAUACGACGAAGAUGAACCUGAUCUCGAAAUAUUAGCCAACUUCCUGAACAAAGAAGCCGAUAGAAGUGUUGUGCUGCUAUCAAACGAAAAGAAGAAAGUGAUACAACCAAAGAGGCAGUCAGCACACGUAGCAGUUGAACAACCCAUGAGAAGGGGAAUUCAAUGUAUUCAAUGCAAAGGAGAUCACUAUUUUUCGGAAUGCAAAGAAUUGAAAAACGCAAGUAUCGACGAAAGGUGGGAAAUGGUAAAAAAGUUAAAAGUUUGCUUCAAUUGCCUAAGAGGACGACAUCGAAAAGAUGAUUGCAGGUCUAGACCCUGCCGACAAUGUAAGAGAUUACACCAUGCGCUUCUUCAUAAGGAAUAUAAGAAAGAAAACAGUACAUAUGAAAAGAAGAAAGAAGAAGCUGGUGUUACUGGAACUGUCAACACUUUGAAAACACCACAAGCGCUAUUGAAAAUAAUGCCCGUACUGCUAUACGGGCCAACGAAAUCUGUGAAAGUAUUAGCACUUCUGGAUGAAGGUUCGACAGUCACAUUGCUGGACGAAGCUACAGCAAAAGAAAUAGGAGCAACAGGACCGAAAGAAAUCCUUGCUCUAGAAACAGUUGGUGGAAAUACGAUAAGAAACACGGAUUCUGAAAGAAUCAAUUUGAAGAUUAAAGGCGUCCACCAACGGAAGAAAAUGAACAUAAAUAACGUGAGAACAAUUAAAGAAAUCCAGUUGUCACCGCAAACAGUGGAUAGGGCGAGAUUGGAAGCCUGUCCACACCUGAAGCCUCUUAUCGACAAAAUAUGUUACGAAGACAUGCCUCCGAAAAUGUUAAUAGGUCAGGACAAUUGGGAACUGAUCGUAUCGAGACACACUAGGAAACGCAAGAAGGACGAACCCGUUGCUUCAUUCACGAAGCUGGGAUGGGUAUUACAUGGUUGCGAUGGUGGGAUAACGAAACAAGUACAGUUUAUGAGAUGUGCGCAUCUGAAAAGUCAAGACGACAAUUUGGAUGCCAUAAUUAAAGAACACUUCGCAAUAGAAGCACUAGGUGUCACUGAAAGGAAGCCAUCGUCUGACAUUGAAGAGAGAGCAACAAAGAAAUUGGAAGAAGUCGUGCGAAAAGUUGCUGUCGAUAAAUACGAAGCGGGAUUAAUCUGGAAAGCGGAAGACGAAACUCUUCCAGACAAUCGAUCAACUGCGGAAAGCAGAAUGAGAAACUUAGAGAAAAAGUUGGAUAAAGAUCCUGAACUGAAAGCCGACUAUGAGAAACAGAUACAACAUUUAUUGGAUUCAGACUACGCAGAAGAAGCUCCGAAACAUAGUACAUCCACGAGAUUGUGGUACUUACCGCACUUCGCCGUCACUCACCCAACGAAAAAGAAAAAAAGGAUAGUAUUUGAUGCAGCAGCAAGAUCCAAUGGGAAGUGUCUGAACGACGCGCUCUUAUCUGGACCGGAUCUGCUACAAUCGUUAUGGGGUGUGUUAAUACGCUUUCGUCAAGGUCCUAUAGCAGUCGUAGCUGACAUUAAAGAGAUGUUCCUGCAAAUCCUCAUGAGAGAAGACGACAGAGAUAGUUUGCGAUUCUUAUGGAGAGGAGGCGACAGGACAGGACCAAUGAAGGAGUAUCGUCUUAAAACUGUGAUAUUCGGAGCGGCCUCAUCACCCAGUACAGCAAUAUUUGUGAAAAACAAAAACGCGAAAGACAACGGACAAGGGCACCAUGAGGCCAUCAAAGCGAUAGAAAAGAAUCAUUACAUGGACGAUUAUCUACAAAGUUUUUGGGAAGAGGAACAUGCGGUAGAAGUCGCCACGACAGUCGACGAAAUACAUAAGAAAGCAAGUUUCCAUUUAAGAGGAUGGGCAUCCAACCGUCCUAACGUAUUGAAAAGGAUCAACGGAGACAAUAGUCUGGAAAAAGAAUUAGGACUUGGUCAGCAAGAAGAGAAAACGCUCGGAAUGAAAUGGAAAGUACAAGAAGACUGCUUUUCAUUUCGAGUAGCAAUGAGAAACGUACCAAGGGAAAUUUUACGAGGAGAAAAGACCCCUACGAAAAGACAAGUGGUCAGCGCAAUCAUGUCAACAUUUGAUCCUUUGGGAUUAAUAGCUCCAGUUCUUAUUCAAGGUAAGAAACUAAUGCAGAAUAUCUGGAGAAGCGGAGUUGGAUGGGACACCGAAAUUUUGGCAUCAGAAGAAGACGAAUGGCGUAAAUACCUACAACAUAUGAAGACAAUAGAAGGGCUCACAAUAACACGAUGCAUCUCUCCUCACCACACCGAGGGAGAGCUACACGUCUUCACGGAUGCAAGCGAAACGUCCUAUGCAGCCUCAGCAUAUUGGAAAACGAUGGAAGAAGAUACGAAAACCUCGUUGAUCGCAGCAAAGAACAGGGUAACUCCUCUAAAACCGAUAUCCGUUCCAAGACUGGAACUUCAAGCAGCAUUGUUAGGUUGCAGACUAGCACGCGCAAUUGAAAAAGAAAUGGAUCUGACGGUAGUGAAAAAGACCUUUUGGACAGACUCAACGACGGUUCUUUCAUGGAUCAAAUCAGACCCGAGGACAUUUAAGACGUUCGUGGCACAUCGCUUGGCCGAAAUCGAAGAACUUUCGAAACCACAAGAUUGGAGAUGGGUACCGACAAACCAAAACCCGGCUGACGAUGCAACCAGGGAUGUGCCCGAAAACUUCAACGAAAGACACAGAUGGUUUGAAGGGCCUGAAUUCUUAAAACAAUCUGAGGAACAUUGGCCGAAGCCGAAAGAAAUCAAGAGAGAACCGCACGAAGAGGACAAGAAGAUUGAAAAAGUAGCAACAACGAGACAGAAAGAGUUUUCUACGCCAGAUCCGAAAAGAUUUUCAAGUUGGAAUAGACUCCUAAGGUCCACGGCAAGAGUGGUUCAAUUCAUCGAGAUAUUAAGAAAUAAUAAGCAUGAAAAAGAGAAAGUCAACGCGACUAAGAAAGAUGAACCAUGGAGGAAGAACAGGAAAAGGAAGAAGACUCCAAUUGUUCUAAAAAAGAUUUCAAAAGAGCAACAAAAACUCUUUAUUCCGUUGGAAACGCAUCAAUUAGCGAAAGCAGAGGCACUAUUGAUGCGACGAAGUCAAGACGAAAGUUUCAAAGCCGAAAUAGCUACGUUGAGAAAAGGUCAACAUUUAACGAAAAGUCAGAAGCUGCAUAAUUUAGAUAUAGUCGAAAUCGACGGAAUACUUCGAUUGAAAGGAAGAAUUAACGCCGUCGAAGGAACACAACAAGAGAAAAACCCGAUAGUAUUAGAUAAACGGGAUUGGAUAACGCGACUGCUUAUCCAACAUUACCACAAUGUGUUCCAUCACGGAAACCACGCUACUGUCAUCAACGAAUUAAGACAAAGAUACUGGAUCGUGGGAAUAAGAGCAGCAGUACGAUCAAUCGCGCACCUCUGUCAAUGGUGCAAAGUAAGAAAGUCCAUGCCGACGACUAUACCGAUGGGAGAUCUGCCUCCAGAAAGACUGUCUCACAACAGUCACCCGUUCACUUGCACAGCUGUAGAUUACUUCGGACCGAUGACCAUUACCAUUGGGAGAAGACAUGAAAAACGAUGGGGCGCACUGUUCACCUGUCUCACAACCAGAGCAGUGCACGUAGAGUUGGCUACAUCGCUGUCAACCGACUCCAUGAUCAUGGCCCUGAGAAGAUUCGCCGCGAGAAGAGGUAUGCCAAAAGUAAUCUAUAGUGACAAUGGUACUAAUUUUGUGGGUGCCAACAGAGAAUUGAAAGAAGCUGUAGAAGCAUUGAAGAAAGAAGAGGUAGAGGCAGCCGCGGACAACAUUGGCGUCAGGUGGAAAUUCAUACCGCCUGGUGCUCCGAACAUGGGAGGAGCGUGGGAGAGACUGGUACGGUCCGUUAAGACUUCGCUGACGGCCGUGCUCAAAGAGAAGAAUCCUUCAGAAGAGACGCUACACACUCUUCUGCUUGAGGUCGAGCACAUUAUCAAUUCUCGACCUCUCACCGAACUGGAAGACUACACCAAUCCAGAGUCACUCACGCCCAACCACUUCCUCAUUGGGCGAUCCUGCGGCGCGCCUAGGCUGGGCGCGUUCUCCGAUUCCGAUCUUGUCGGAAAACCUUCGUGGAAGACUUCGCAGCGGCUAGCGGACCACUUCUGGUCUCGCUGGCUGAAAGAAUAUCUUCCUGGCUUGCUGCCACGGAGGAACGUCGGCCAGCCAACCCGAGACAUCCGAUGUGGGGACAUCGUAGCAGUCCUGGAUCCUGCCUUACCGCGAGGCACGUGGCCUCGCGGGAGGGUAGUGCGCACGCUGCCGGGCCCCGACGACCGGACCAGAGUCGUUGAUGUGGCUACCGGUGGUGGCAUUCUGCGACGGCCAGCUUCGAAGCUAGUGGUGAUAGUGCCAGUGAAUAGUGAAAACAAAGCAGAGCAAAAGUGA
Amyelois transitella is the source of this 5442-nucleotide messenger RNA. RefSeq lists its product as uncharacterized. The record is from RefSeq and is a predicted model, not a curated record. NCBI's taxonomy places the organism in Eukaryota, Metazoa, Arthropoda, Insecta, Lepidoptera, Pyralidae. Gene Ontology annotation, biological process: DNA integration. Gene Ontology annotation, molecular function: nucleic acid binding. The transcript has a single exon. Bases 1 to 5442 code for a protein of 1813 amino acids.